Carassius carassius (crucian carp) is the source of this 8421-nucleotide messenger RNA. RefSeq names its product microtubule associated monooxygenase, calponin and LIM domain containing 3a (gene mical3a). The record is from RefSeq and is a predicted model, not a curated record. Lineage: Eukaryota; Metazoa; Chordata; Actinopteri; Cypriniformes; Cyprinidae. The transcript is spliced from 49 exons. Bases 540 to 8117 code for a protein of 2525 amino acids. Gene Ontology annotation, molecular function: FAD binding; protein binding.
AGUAGGGGGGAAAAGCCAAGAACUGUACUUUCUCAACUGUCGUGCUCUUACGGUGAAAUGCAGAGGAAUAAAUUCAACAUCGACUGAAAGUGAUACUUUAUUGCAUCGUGGACUGUUACCAUCUGAUACGUGACUGUUUUCUCGUGAGAGCAAUAUUAAGGUUGGAUUUGUUUCCUCCCCCUCUGCUGCUCCAUAGUUUGGGAUCCUCCGUCUCUCUCUCGCGCCUUUCUGCUGCUGCAGUAUGAACGGACACACAGGCGGACCGAUUUAGUGCACGCGUAUUUCGGUUAAAAUGUUUGGCGCUGGAAUGGUGUUUUGGGAACGACUUCAAGACUGACACGUGGAAUAAUAAAUAAUGUCAAUGCUUUAAAAUUCGUUCUUGGGAAGUGCACAGGCAAAAGCGUGUCCUUGUUUAUUAUUGGAUCCAUGAAAUAAAGGGUGAAAAUGACCUAUGGCGGAAGUUGAAUCGCAUACAGAGAGACUCUGAGUAAACUGGACGGGGCCUGUCCCAUAAUCCCCACUCGUCGGGUCAAGGGACCAUGGGAGAUGGAGGUGUCAAUGUGGUGGGAGAAGGGGUGAAUCAGUCCCAUGUGCUCUUUGACCGCUUCGUCCAGGCCACCACCUGCAAAGGCACUCUCAAGGCUUUUCAAGAGCUUUGUGACUUCCUGGAACUCAAGCCCAAUGAAUACCGUGUGUUCUACCACAAACUCAAGUCCAAGCUCAACUACUGGAAAGCCAAAGCUCUCUGGGCCAAGUUAGACAAGCGCGCCAGCCAUGAAAAAUACAAAAAAGGAAGGGCCUGUGCCAAAACCAAAUGUCUGAUCAUUGGAGCUGGACCAUGUGGUUUGCGUACAGCCAUAGAGCUGGGCUUCCUUGGAGCCAAGGUGGUUUUGUUGGAGAAGAGGGAUGCAUUCUCCCGAAACAAUGUGCUCCAUCUUUGGCCUUUCACCAUUCAGGAUCUGAGGGGUCUUGGAGCCAAGAAGUUCUACGGCAAGUUUUGUGCUGGAGCCAUCGACCAUAUCAGUAUUCGUCAGUUGCAGCUGAUGCUCUUAAAGGUAGCUCUUCUCCUUGGCAUCGAGAUUCACGUCAACGUGGAGUUCAAAGGCCUCAUUGAGCCACCAGAAGACCAAGAGAAUGAGAGAAUUGGGUGGAGAGCCGAGGUCCACCCCAGAACACAUCCAGUCAAUGAGCUAGAGUUCGAUGUUAUAAUUGGGGCUGAUGGGAGGAGAAACACGCUGUCAGGUUUCAGGAGGAAGGAGUUUAGGGGCAAAUUGGCUAUUGCUAUCACAGCUAACUUCAUUAACCGCAACACGACUGCAGAAGCAAAGGUGGAGGAGAUCAGUGGAGUAGCCUUCAUCUUCAACCAGAAGUUCUUCCAGGACCUUAGAGAAGCCACAGGAAUUGACCUGGAAAACAUUGUCUACUAUAAGGAUGACACGCACUACUUUGUAAUGACUGCCAAAAAGCAAAGCCUGCUGGAGAAGGGCGUUAUUCUACAUGACUAUGCUGACACAGAAAUGCUGCUCUCCAGGGCCAAUGUUGACCAGAAGGCUCUGCUGUCCUAUGCCAGAGAAGCAGCAGAUUUCUCUACCAAUCAUCAGCUUCCUAAACUGGACUUUGCUAUCAACCAUUACGGCCAACCUGACGUUGCCAUGUUUGACUUCACCUGUAUGUACGCCUCAGAGAAUGCAGCGCUCAUCCGCCAGCGCAAUGGCCAUAAGCUGCUAGUAGCCCUGGUGGGGGACAGCCUUCUAGAGCCAUUCUGGCCGAUGGGCACUGGAAUAGCAAGAGGCUUCUUGGCAGCCAUGGAUGCAGCGUGGAUGGUGCGGAGUUGGGCUCAUGGAAGCUCCCCUUUGGAGGUGCUUGCUGAACGGGAAAGUAUCUAUCGCCUGCUGCCUCAGACGACUCCAGAGAAUGUGAGCAAGAAUUUUAGCCAGUACAGCGUAGACCCGACUACACGGUACCCCAACAUCAGCCUUCACCAAGUGAGACCCAACCAGGUACAACAUCUGUUAGAUACUGGAGAAACCAGGGAUUUGCGUGUCGACAUGGAGAAUGUGGUCAACUUUUCAACUCCUAAACUCACAAGAAAUGAAAUUCUGCUUGAGAAGCACUUGCAAGAGUCCAUCGUGCGCUCCAAUAAGCUGCUGAACUGGUGUCAAAGACAGACGGAGGGAUACAGAGGUGUCAGCGUGUCUGAUCUCAUCAUGUCCUGGAAGAGCGGCUUGGCCCUGUGUGCGCUCAUCCACCGAUACAGACCAGACCUCAUUGACUUUGACUCAUUGGAUGAGAAAGACAUGGAGAAGAACAACCAGUUGGGUUUUGACGUGGCAGAAAAAGAGUUUGGGAUUUCUCCCAUCAUGACUGGGAAGGAGAUGUCUGUUGUGGUGGAGCCUGACAAGCUCUCCAUGGUGAUGUACCUCAGCCAGUUCUACGAGAUGUUCAAGGACACUGUGCCACCUGGUGAAAACCACAAUAUGAGCCCUGAGGAGAAGGCUGCGUUGAUUGCCAGCACUAAAUCACCCAUCUCGUUCUUCAGUAAACUGGGUCAAAGCAUCGCUAUCUCGCGCAAACGAAACCCCAAGGAUAAAAAAGAAAAGGAACUGGAUGGACUGGGGAAAAGACGAAAGACCAGCCAGACUGGACAAUCAGAGGAUGAAGGGUCGCAGAGGGUUAACAGAGACGACAGGCCGUCUUUAGCGACUGCUCCGGCAGAACGUAAAAUUGACUCUGCUGCAGCAGCGAACAGCAACAAAGUGAAGUCGAUGGCCACACAGCUGCUGGCGAAGUUUGAGGAGAACGCCCCGACGCAGUCCUCCGGUCUCAAACGACAGGGGGACUCCAUGCCCAAUCUGGGGCUCAUACUGACCCCCUCUCCGGCCGCUCCCUCUCUGAAAGAGUCAGUGCGGCUGGCUCCAGUCCCUGCAUGGAGGAAGAGGCGCACACAGUUACAAGAGCAGAUGAGUUUCCGCUAUAAAGAAAGACUGAAGUGUCAAACUCUCCCCAUCAAACAGGAGCAGGCCAGCAGCGGGACUGAGGUCUUGAGGAGCUGCCCUAAGAAAACCAUUCUCCUUUCUUCUUCCUCACCCUCAUCUUCCUCAUUCUCUUCAUCGUUUCUUCCACACGCACAGCAUAAUGUUAACCAGUCAGAGAUAAACAAAUGUAAUGGUGGUGAUGGUGAUGAAGAGAAUGAGGACCCUUCAAUCUCUUACAGGGAAGAUAACCUGCCUAAUGUGGACAAGCCAGAGCCCAUGCAUAUCCCUAGCAUUCAAGAGCGAAUGGACACUCUAGUCGCUAGGUUUAAAGGCAAGCCUGACAGGAAGGACAAGCCACAGGUUAUGAAAAAGCCGUCACAGUUCUUUAUCGAGCAGUGGCUUUUGACUCACGGCCUCAGUCCAGAGCAACCCCUCUACCCUUCUGACCCCCAGCAUCAGCAGAGGGAGAUUUUGCGUUCUGAUGAUCACGUGCCUUUACACAUCCCCAGCAUUCAGGAGAGAACCGAGAGGUUAGCCUCUCAGUUUAAAGACAAACCAGCAAAGCCAAAGUCUAAGAAAAAGGCUUCACACUUCUUCACAGAGCAGUGGUACAGAGCGUGUGAUGUGAGCUCUGUUAGCCCUCUGCACUCUCCCAGCUCUUUCCGACAGCGCUAUGUAAAGAUGUACACAGGGGGUGUGAGCUCACUGGCUGAGCAAAUAGCCAAUCAGCUUCAAGCUAAGGACGACCCCAGGCCCUUGCUUGAGAAAAGGGAUUUGGGUUCCUUGCGAAAGGAGUUCCCUCAGAAUAUUGGAGGCAGCGAUGUGUGUUUCUUCUGUCGGAAGCGCGUCUAUGUGAUGGAGCGUCUCAGCGCAGAGGGAAAGUUUUUCCAUCGCAGCUGCUUCAAGUGUGACUACUGCGGCACCACCCUCCGGCUGUCCUCCUACGCCUUCGAUGUUGAGGAUGGGAAGUUUUACUGUAAACCACAUUACUGCUACCGACUUUCUGGUCUGGCACAGAGAAAACGGCCUGCGCCUGCUGCUGCUCCUCAUGUAAACCCCAAGGAGCCCCAGGUGUUGGCGGUAACCCCCAACACAGUGGACGCCCCAGGCCAAGCCAGAACUUCUCAGGCCCCUGUGGAAUGCCAGCCCUCAGUGACAGAGGUGAAUGGGGUUACAGAGCCCAGCAUGGCCAAACGUCUUAAAGGGACUCCUGAGAGGAUUGAGCUGGAGAACUACCGUCUCUCUAUGAUGAGAGAGGAGGAGCUGCAGGAGGUGCCCGAGGAGACGCUGGCCGAGCACAACCUCAGCAGUGUGCUGGACAAAGCCACCGACAUUGAGGAGGGAUCCAGCAGCUCAGAGUCUGAUAUGGAGGAAGAGGAUGAAGAACCAGAAGCGGCCGGUCCGUCUGGUCUGGGUGGGGUUCCUUGGAAGGAGGCAGUGGAGCUCCACGCUAAACUAAAGGGAGGACGCGACCCUGGGGCAGCAGAAGACGAUGAUGGCCUUCAUGACGGAGAGGUGAAUGAGGACGAAGAGGAGGAGGAAGAUGAAGACGAGGAGGAGGAAGAAGAGGAAUCGAGUGAUGCGGGAGAGUAUUUCCCCUGGGACAGGGAGCUUCAGGCAAGUCUUUGGUUGGAGAAUCUCACAAAUGAAGAGGAUACGGGUAUAUUUAAAGCUAGGAACCUGCAAAUCCAGCAAGCCAUACAUCCAGUAGACCCUUUGGACAUCCAGAUAGACAACCACUGGACAUCCAAAUAUGCUGAGGGGCUGGUUGAGGGCCGCUCGAUGUCACCCUUAGGCUCUCAGCCCUCGCUGAACAACACCCAGCUCACACAGCCCACCUCCUCCACAGCCCCCUCCCAUAAAUCCAUGCGUCAUGAGGCUGUCAGAGCCUGGUUGGACUCGAUGUCUGGAGAGCCCUGUGAAGAGGAUGAUGACCCAGAAGCAGAAGCAAGCAGUCCUGACUUUGAGCCAGGCACUGAAAUAGAUCAAGAGGACAUUCCCUUUGAUGCAGAGGCUGAAGCUCGUUCACAUUGUAUAGAUGAAAUUGUAACGCUUCCAGUGGAUAAUGGCAAAGCAGAGAGCCAGGAACAUGUUUCUAACACUGAGAAAACAUCUGCAAAUCCAAGGGAAUUGAUUGUGGACGUUGUGCUGUCUCCAAUCCAAAAACCUGCUUUACCCAUUGAAGAGAGGAAAGAAGUCUCUCCUGUAAUUCUAGUUAAAUCUCCAGGUGCCCGUUUUUUCCCUGAGCCCUAUCUACCUGAUAAUGUCAAAUCAAAUGUUCCCCUUGAUGUUGAAAGUCCCCAUUCUCCUGUUACUCAAAUUGUUGUGCCAUCGCCCAUCUGUUCCCAACCUGUUUCACAACCAGAGACUGCGAAUACCAAAUCUCCUUUCCAGCCCGAGCCUUGUGCCUGUUCUCCAACAAUUAAUCCUUUAUCUCCAAUAUGUACUCAAUCACAACCCUGCCACGAGCCACCCUCAGCCCUCUCCACAAGCUCCCCUGUCAGGACUCAGCCCGUCCCAGCAGUCACUUCCACUCCUUUGGCUAAACCUGCUUCUGAGAAGAGAACCAAUGAACCCUGGAAAGAUUCAGUGCCUGAGGAAACCCCCGUCAGGAAAACGGACCUCAUUGAGGAGUUCUGGUUAAAGAGUGCAGAGAUCAGAAAGAGUUUAGGACUCACUCCACUGGAUCGAAGCAGAACGACAGUGGAGAAGAGCAUUGUGAGAACUCCAACGUCUGAAUCAUCAUCUCCAAAGUCUUACACCCCAGAGGACUUUUCUGAAGAACAGAAGCCUACUUUCACAGGCCGUUCUAUAAUACGCAGGAUUAACAUUACCUUGGAGGGUCAGGUUAUAUCUCCGUUGGAACCUAAGAGUAAUGGUUCUGAGAAGAAAGACUUGAGCAACAGUUCUGGGUUGGGUCUUAAUGGAAGUGUGACUACCAGUCAGACAGCAGCUAGUGACAGCUACAACAAUUCUGAUUCUACCAUGCUAACCCCUCCUUCCAGUCCCCCACCUCCUCCACCUGAGGAGGAGACAGCUUUGCUCCAAAACAGAAGGCCUCAGGUGUCCUGGGACAAUCUCCUUGGAGCCACAGAGGAACCUAAACCUGAGACUCCACCCACUAAACCGAAGACUCCAGUUAGUCUCUCUCCACCAAAACCAGUCACGGCUCCAGUUCCAGACCCUAGAACUAACCCACCUGUUGUUAUGAGGGUAAAGGAACCGAAUAAACCACGCCGUGAAGAGGUGAGAAAGUCUUUUGUUGAGUGUGUAGAUGAGAUACCAUUUGCUGAUGACGUUGAAGACACGUAUGAUGACCGCACUCCAGACAGUGGUCUGGAAAAGUUUUACACCCCGCCAACCAGCAAGGUCAACCGGGAGAAACCGCCUUUGCACUUGGCGCUGGCAAUGGAAAACGGCAAGCCUAACAUAACUGAUGGAGUUUCCCGGACAGCAAAGGUUUCCCAAGAUUUUUCUCCAGAAGCCAAAGAGAUUGCAGAAGAGCGAAUGCGGGCACGAGAAAAGUCUGUGAAGAGCCAAGCUCUGAAGGACGCCAUGGCCAAGCAGCUUACUAAGAUGAAAGAAUCAGAUGCUGCCAAGGGUGCUGUGGCAAAAGUAGCCUGGAAUGUUCCUGAGACAACAGUGAAAAGCAAAAAGCAAUCAAACACAACCAAGGACUCUGCAGUGAAGGCUUUGGAGUCCAAAAAGCAGACAGACAUACUACCUGACCGUGUCUUCACCACACCGACCAGUAAGAACGUGGACAGUUCGGUCACAUCUUCAGAAAGUUCAACAGGGGGCAAAAGCAAGAAGCGCAGCUCACUUUUUUCUCCACGCAAGAACAAAAAAGAAAAGAAAGCCAAAAAUGAAAGGUUCUCUGGCACAGAAGAGACUCCACCCAAACACAAGUCCCUGUGGAAGGCGGUGUUCUCUGGCUACAAGAAGGACAAAAAGAAGAAAGACGACAAGUCAUGCUCAAGCACAUCUUCAAGCUCUACAACUGCAGACUCUGGAAAGAAGAAAGAAUCACCACUGGACAGGUCCUCAGAUUUACGUCUGAGGAGAAAUCUCAGCUUUUCUGAGGACUCUGAUCUCUCCUGUGACGAUGUUCUGGAAAGAUCCUCUCAGAAGUCCAAGGGUGAUCGCCAUGUGGACCUGUUUGACUUGGUAUCAGAUUUGAAAAAAGAGGCAAUUAAAGAGGAGAAAUCCAAAGAGAAGGAUAAGGACAGGGUGAGGGGAAAAGGAAAAAGAGUAACAGAGAAGGGCAAGGAAAGGUUAAAAGAGAGGGAGAAUGAAAGAAGAGUCAAAGAAAAGAUUGUAAAAAUGAAGGAUGUGCAACAGGAGAAAGGAAAAGAUGAAGAGUCUGUUUAUGUACCUCAUGCAUUGGCGUUCAAGAGAUCGUAUGCCACAAAGAAAACAUACACAGAGGAGGAACUCAAUGCCAAGUUGACUAGAAGAGUACAGAAAGCUGCAAGGAGGCAGGCCAAGCAAGAGGAGCUCAAGAGACUCCACAGAGCCCAGAUCAUUCAGAGGCAGCUGGAGCAGGUGGAAGAGAAACAAAGGCAGUUAGAGGAGAGAGGUGUCGCCGUGGAAAAAGCAUUGCGAGGGGAAGCAGGGUUGUAUAAAGGUUCUAGUGUUAGUCCAAAACAGCGUAAGAGGCGCUCAGACUAUUGGGGAGAGUCUAAUUACAGUGAGGUCCUGGAUUUGCAUCUGGGCGUUGAACCCUAUGUCGGGACCCCUCGUCGAAGAGCCCUGUACCUCUGCCCCUGCUGUGCCCCUAAAGGAAUGGGUAAAAAGGACGAUCCAAAGCUGAUGCAGGAAUGGUUUAAAUUGGUCCAGGAAAAGAAUGCCUUGGUGCGCUAUGAAUCGGAGCUGAUGAUAUUUGCUCGUGAGCUGGAGUUGGAGGACAGACAGAGUCGACUGCAACAGGAACUGCGAGAGCGCAUGGCAGUAGAUGACCAUCUGAAGACCGAGGAGGAACUUGCGGAUGAGAAACAGAUUCUGAAUGAGAUGUUGGAGGUAGUCGAGCAAAGAGAUUCUCUGGUGGCUUUGUUGGAUGAGCAGAGACUCAGGGAAAAAGAAGAGGAUAAAGACCUGGAGGCGGUGAUGCUCUCUAAGGGUUUCAACCUCAACUGGGUUUAACAUAACAAUGGCAAAACGCUUCUGACCUCCAGCGAUUCCCAGUUUCACUGCAGGGAGUGUAAAAAAAUUGCAGAAAGAAUCGGUCUGUCUCCCACUUCGGUUUUACUGGGCAUGUCAACAACGUUUACAAAUCCACUCAUGAGCACGAUGAUGUUUAUGAGUUCUCCUGGCAUGACUCAGCCAAGGCAUUGGCUCUGUGCAAGAUGUUUUCUCAUUCAGAAUGGGAGAAAACUUCAAUUAGCAGAUAUAUUUAGAUUUUUUUUUUGGCCUUGAAAAGAGACGUAUCAAUCCUGCUGACGUUGAG